Sorex araneus (European shrew) is the source of this 5693-nucleotide messenger RNA. RefSeq names its product peptidyl-prolyl cis-trans isomerase B-like. The transcript is spliced from 7 exons. Gene Ontology annotation, biological process: protein peptidyl-prolyl isomerization; regulation of DNA-templated transcription. NCBI's taxonomy places the organism in Eukaryota, Metazoa, Chordata, Mammalia, Eulipotyphla, Soricidae. Gene Ontology annotation, cellular component: intracellular membrane-bounded organelle. Bases 237 to 2639 code for a protein of 800 amino acids. Gene Ontology annotation, molecular function: peptidyl-prolyl cis-trans isomerase activity. The record is from RefSeq and is a predicted model, not a curated record.
UGGGCUGGUCCUUCCGCUCUGGUCCACGUGGACCGAGACUCCCGGGACCCGAGGCGGAUCUCCCGAGCCGGGGACUCUUCUGCAGAGGCCGAGAGAUUAAGCUUCGAAUCAUCUCUCGAACUCAUAGGAAAGGGUGUCUUUUCCUGCGGACAUCUCCCGAUAUUUCCAGACUGCAGUCCUCAGGCCAGGGUUAGAAUAGUCUGCCGCUGACUGAGAGAAAUACACCGCUACAGGCCAUGGUUCUGUUUGAGGAAGUGGCCGUGGACUUCACCUGGGAAGAGUGGCAGCACCUGGACUGGGAGCAGAGGAGCCUGUACAGGGAUGUGAUGCUGGAAACCUACAAUCACCUGGAGUCAGUGGGACAUUCAGUCACCAAACCUGAACUGAUCAUCAAGUUGGAGGAGAGAGAAGAGCCAUGGAUGGUCAGUCCCCCAGUGCAGAGCCUCUCAGGACAUUCAGUCAUCAAACCGGAACUGAUCAUCAAGUUGGAGGAGAGAGCAGAGCCAUGGAUGGUCAGUCCCCCAGUGCUGAGCCUCUCAGGACAUUCAGUCACCAGACCUGAACUGAUCAUCAAGUUGGAGGAGAGAGCAAAGCCAUGGAUGGUCAGUCCUCCAGUGCAGAUCCUCUCAGAUAUUCAGCCAGAGGAUGACUUGAUUGAACAUAAUUGGAAAGAUAAGAGUAAAUAUUAUUUGCAAGGUGUAAAGACCAAGAGCAGAGAAACAACAAAGCAGAGAGUGGACGUCAAAAACACUUCUAAUUUCAGCAGUACCUCCAUCUCAAAGGCAGUGAUUAGUAAGGGAAUCUAUUCUACCCAGCUGUCUGAGAAGAUUCAUGGUAAUAAGAAUAUACCUCUGACUGUUGAACACGAUGAGGUAUACCCUGUACAGAUACUUGAGGACCACAACAAUCUCUGUAAAAUAGCUAAUAUCACUAAACAUCCAGAAAUGUGUGCCAGUGGAAUACAUCAUGAAUUUCAAGCAGACAGGCAGCUUUCAGAAUUCCAUAAAUAUGAAAGCACAUACCUUUCAGCGAAAAAUUAUGCCUGUAAGCAAUAUGGCAAAACUUUAUUCAAACAACAAAGACUCAUUGAACAUCAGACAGUUUCCACAGGAGAGGAAUCCUAUGAAUGUCAAGAAUGUCAAAAACCUUUUUCAGGGAAUCUAAGCCUCAUUCAGCACCAAAGACUUUGCAAAGGAGAAAAAUUCUAUAACUAUGAAGACUAUAGGACAGCUUUCUCACAGGAUUUAUACUUCACUCACCAUACGACAAUUCACGCAAGGAAGAAAGUCUUUGAAUGUAAAGAAUGUUCGAAAAGUUUCUCAAUGAAGGCAUACCUCACUAGACAUCAGAGACUUCACACAGGAGUCAAACCCUAUGAAUGUAAAGAAUGUAGGAAAAGGUUCAUUAGAAAGGCAUAUCUCGUAGAACAUGAGAGAAUUCACACAGGAGUCAAACCCUAUGAAUGUAAAGAAUGUGGGAAAGCUUUCUCAUCGAAGACAAACCUCACUACACAUGAGAGAAUUCACACAGGAGAGAAACCCUAUGAAUGUAAGCAAUGUAGAAAAAGUUUCUCAACAAGCUCAUAUCUCAUAGCACAUGAGAGAAUUCACACAGGACUGAAACCCUAUGAAUGUCAAGAAUGUAGGAAAAGUUUCUCAGUGAAGGCAUACCUCACUAGACAUGUGAGAUUUCACACAGGAGUCAAACCCUAUGAAUGUAAAGAAUGUAGGAAAAGUUUUAUUACAAAGGCAUAUCUCAUAGAACAUGAGAGAAUUCACACAGGAGUCAAACCCUAUGAAUGUAAAGAAUGUAGGAAAACUUUCUCAGUGAAGGCAGUCCUUACUAGACAUGAGAGAAUUCACACGGGACUGAAACUCUUUGAAUGUAAAGAAUGUAUGAAAAGUUUCUCAACCAAGAGAAACCUCACUGUACAUGAGAGACUUCACACAGGAGUCAAACCCUUUGAAUGUAAAGAAUGUAGGAAAAGUUUCACAACAAAGGCAUAUCUUAUAGAACAUGAGAGAAUUCACACAGGAGUCAAACCCUAUGAAUGUAAAGAAUGUAGGAAAUCUUUCUCAUCGAAGACAAACCUCACUACACAUGAGAGAAUUCACACAGGAGUGAAACCCUAUGAAUGUAAAGAAUGUAGGAAAACUUUCUCAACGAAGACAAACCUCAAUACACAUGAGAGAAUUCACACAGGAGUCAAACCCUAUGAAUGUAAAGAAUGUAUGAAAAGUUUUGCAACAAAGUCAUAUCUCAUAGCACAUGAGAGAAUUCACACAGGAGUCAAACCCUAUGAAUGUAAAGAAUGUAGGAAAACUUUCUCAAUGAAGACAGGCCUCACUAGACAUGAGAGACUUCACACAGGAGUCAAACCUUAUGAAUGUAAAGAAUGUAGAAAAACUUUCUCAGCGAAGACAAACCUCAUUACACAUGAAAGAAUUCACACAGGAGUCAAACCCUAUGAAUGUAAAGAAUGUACGAAAAGUUUCUCAACAAAGACAGGCCUCACUACACAUGUGAGAAUUCAUACAGGAAUUAAACCCUAUGAAUGUAAAGAAUGUACGAAAAGUUUCUCAAGAAAGACAAACCUCACGGCACAUGAGAGAAUUCACACAGGAGACAAGCCCUAUUAAUGUAAAGAAUGCACAAAAAGUUACUCAACAAAGUCACAACUCAUAGCACAUGAGAGAAUUCACACAGGACUGAAACCCUAUGAAUGUAAGGAAUGUAAGAAAUCUUCAACGGAGACAAACCUCACUACACAUGAGAGAAUUCACAGAGCAUUGAAACACUAUCAAUGUAAAGAAUAAAACAAAACUUUGUCGAUGAAGGCAAUCCUUACUAAUCAUGAGAGAAUACAAACAGGAGUAACACCCUGUGAAUGCAACGAAUGAAGGUAAAGUUUCUUGAGAAUGUCAGAACUCAGCAUAUGAGAGACUUAACAGGAGUCAACCCCCCCUUUUUUUUUUUUGCUUUUUGGGUCACCUAUGGCGAUGCUCCGGGGUUACUCCUGGUUCUGCACUCAGGAAUUACUCCUGGAGGUGCUCAGGGGACCAUAUAGAUGCUGGGAGUGAAACCUGGUUCGGCUCUUUGCAAGGUAAACUCCAAUCCGUUUUUAUACUCUUUUUAAAUUUUGCUUUUUGAACAAAGGAGUCAAUCCCUGUGAAUGUAAAGAAUGUACAAAAAGUUUCCCAAUAAAGUCACAACUGACUGGACAUGAGAGAAUUCACACAGGAGUGAAACCCUUUGAAUCUAAAAAGUGUUGUAAACUUUCUGAAUGAAUACAGGUCUCAGAAGACAUGAGGGAUUUCACACAGAAAUUAAACCUUAUAAAUGUAAGGAAUGUGCAAAACGUUUCUUAAGCAUUUUGUCUCUAAAUCAAUAUGAGAGACUUCACUCAGGAGUGAAACCCUAUGAAUCUAAAUAAUGUAGGCCAACUUUCUCAGUGAAGUCACUCGUCACCAGACAUGAGAGAAUUCACUCAGAAAAGAAGCCCUCUGAAUAUUAAGAAUGUAGGAAAAAUAUUUAGAAAUUUUAUAAGCCUGAGAGAAUUCACACAGAAGAAAAACUUUAUGAAUAUAAAGAACAUACAAGUUGUCUAGAAUUUCAAAAUAUUUAAUAACACAAUGGUACUCAAGCAUUGUAUGACUGAAACGUAAUCAUGCAAAUUUGUGAAUCUGCAACUAUCUCACAGUGAGUCAUUGAAAAUAAAAAAUUUUUAAUGAACGGCUGUUACUUUCUUAAAUGCCCACUGAAAUGAAGGUGAUGUUGCUCUCCCCUAUUUUUUUUUGUGCUGUGGCCCUAGAGAGUAGUAGAGCCCCAGAUUUAGCUUAUAAUUCAUAAGAUUACAGCAUGCAUUUAGACUGGUAUGAUUAAUUUUUGUUACUUUUUUUUAAAUUUCACCUCAAUAUAAUUCAGACAAAAGUUUAUUAUUGAACUGUUUUAGGGGUAAUCUAACUUAAGCACUGCCAUUCCAUUGUUAUCAGACCAUUUGUUCAGUUUGGUGUAGAAUUUUCACUUAAAAUAUUUAUGUAAAAAAAUAUAUAGGAAUAUAUACAUAUGUAUAGAAAACUUCUGGACAGAGACAGCUAGCUAAAAUUAAAAUUUAAAUAUGUAAAUAUGUCAAAGUCUUCAGCAAAACUUCCAUCAUUAGAGUUGGAGAUAUGGCUUACCAAAUUGGAGUGGGGCCAUUUGGGAGGUGGGGUGGGAAGGCCGAAUGCAAGUGGAAAGGAACUGGCUUACUGAUUCUGGAAGCAUAAACUCAGGCUACAGAUUGUGGUGUAUCUUGCCCACCUAGAAUCAGAGGGCUGGUCACAGAGAAUGAGAUAAACAAAUUCACACACAAGCACUGUCCUUGUUUUAGUGUUCCUGAGCAACUGUCAGUGGGCUGACGGGCUCUUGUAUAUUGUUUAUUUGAUUCAGUAUCGUCCCAACAUGUGAGCUGUUGUUUAAGUUGGCAGAGACACGAAGGACAUGGAGUGAGCAUGUGAACAUUUAAGAGGUGUACGGAAGACCAGAGGUUGGCGUAUUUCACACAGCCAGUCAAUCACUCAUACAGGAGAGUCACGUGACAACUUCCUUUUCUAUGUAUUGCCUGUGUUGCCCUCUGCAUCUAAGAGACCCUAAACUGUAAACGUGCAUUCCCCUGGAUGCACCCAGGCGCCCCGACGCCUUUGCCCCUGCGCCUUUCCCUCCCGGUGGGUCGCACAGAGGAGACCCCACAGGAACUCCCCACAGCCCCGCUAGCUCGCCCCGGUCGGGCCGGGAGGCGCUGCAGAAAGGCGGCGGCGGCUUCAGCACUGAAGGGUUCCUCCUGGCUCUGCACUCGGGAAUCUCCCGUGGCGGUGCCGGGGGACCGUGCGGGAUGCCGGGGAUCGAACCCUGGGAGCCAGCGCCCUCCCCUCCCUCCCGCUCCGGCCUCUGCAUCACUCACGUCCUCACCGAGUUUGGUCCUUUCCUGACCCGCGCGCCCCCUGCAGACGGCCGCCAGGGGGCGCCCGCGCGGAGGCUCAGGUCCUGCUUCUCUUCAGUUCCAAGGGUCUGUUCAUCCAGGGACUUUCUUUCCUUCUCCACUGGGUUUAGGUCUGUUCCACGUGUCCAUACAGAGGCCAUUGAUUGGUUUGGUUUUUUCCUGACAGCCAGUUCUCGUCAUUGCAUAAAACGCACAUGUUUAGGCACUCUGUGUUUGUGUGUAUGUAUCUAUCUGUGUCUAUAUGUGUGUCUAUGUGUGAGUCUAUGUGUGUUUUUGUCUGAACCUUUUGAAACAUGCUGACUUUGGCCAUCUUGAUCUUCUGGUCCAUCGAGUCUGUUUUUCUUUUCAGCUAUGCACGAAUUUUAUGAUAUUCUAUUAUACAGCAAUAUAAAUUAUAAUAGGAAUCUAACAAUACUUUAUAAUAAAUACUAAUUUAUUAAUAUAUAUUUCUAUAAUUUAAAUUUAUGCUAGAUAUAAAUGCAAAGUUAUAGAUGUAUAUAUGAAUCUAACUAUGAACAUACAACAAAUUUAUUAUACAUGAGUUUUAUUAGAUGUGAAAUGAAUCAACUAUCUUUGGGUCUGUUGCUCUUUUUCACGUGCCGGCCCGGCAGCCUUCACACCCAGGCUCCGUUAGUCCCUGAGUGGUCAGGAGCAUGAGUCUGGACUGAACUCCCCAGUGCCCUAGAGACUCACUGUCUUUUUCCCCUUUUUCUUU